AUGAUAAGAUCUCAAACAAUAUCUCUUGGAAUUUUCAUAAGGAGUUACCCUGGGUUCACAAAAAAUAGCAGUUUAUUUCAGAAAAUAAAAUCGAAAAUCACGAUUUUGCUAUAUAGCCUUUUCUGUCAAAAGACAAUUGGUAGAAUGAAUGAAAAAAUAGGGUGAGCUUUUGCUAAAUACUCCCAAAAAAAAGAUUGAGCAAGCUAUUUUGCUCAACUUUGAAAGGGAGUUAAUUUUAUUUUUUGAAAUUUAUAAUAAAGUUAUAUGCAUCGCCUGUUAAUAGUCUGAUAAGGGCUUAAAGCACGGGGAUUUGCAAUUGAGCCAUAAGAGGCUUAUCUCUUUAUCCAUCGGCCAGCAUCGGGCUUGCCUUAAAAAUAAUUUUCCAAUUCGAAAAUAGUUUAAGAAAAUAAUAAAUUUAGCUGCUAAAUUCUCUUGAUUGAACCAGCAAGAUCUAUAUAAAAAUUAUUUAUUACAGUGGAGUAAAGAUCUGAUGAGGGAAAAGAAUAAUAAAUAUUAUCCAUAUGGCAAGUCCGAUAAACCACAGAUAAUAAGCAUAUCGUUUCAAAACUUGGUAAUUUUUCGUUUACUUCUUCAUUUCACCAUUGAGAAUAGAGCUUUUCCAUAUUUCAGGUAUAUUUAUUACUUGUAA
Molecule: messenger RNA, 649 nt
Organism: Blepharisma stoltei
Lineage: Eukaryota; Ciliophora; Heterotrichea; Heterotrichida; Blepharismidae
Source: the annotation of a GenBank genome assembly